UGUGACGAGGCAGGUAUCCGUACUCAUUCACACAUAAGGCCAGGUACGGAGUACUAAUGUAUACCUUGGCUCAGCUGCCCGUGACGGGACAGGCCACACCUUGCCUUAACUACCAGUCCCCCAGAGCAUCAUCGACUUGCCGUCACCCACCAUCAUACUCUCAAGUUCAGCUGCUCCCGCCAGUCAUCCACACACUUUCCCCGGGCUCUCGGCUCUACACUCGCCAGUCCGUUUGGUUUGGAGGUUCGUAUAGAUACCAAAGCCUUCCCACCACGGGUAUUUUUGUUGCUACGCUUUUGGCAAUCCACCACUCAGGCAAUCUCAUGCCCCCGGACGUGCAAAGGCAACGAUCACGAUCACGCCCACGACCAGUAUCUCCGAUAAGCCGUUUCUCGAAGACAGCGCUAUCCUUUUACUCCCGUCUCGUUAUCGGCAGUUUCGGCCACUGAUCUCGUUUACUAUCGUUUGUUGCUCGUCAUCCCAACAGGCCGGCGUCUUCCCCGCCCUUUGUGUGCCGAACUUACGAACUAACACGACCUUGAACACUAUCGACGCCGUUCAAUAUCCCAGGCCUACCGCAAUUUCGCGAACUGCGUCCCGCGGUGAGGUUUGGCAAAGCGGACACUGACGGCCAGAAAAUUAAAAGUAGCAAGGGAUACCGGAGGCAAAGCCCAAGUGCGCACGGAGAACCCGAAUACCGUACCGCGACAAGCCUCGGCGCCAGAGCUGAACAGGCGCGUCCAGCUACCAGCCGAUUUGUGUUGUUCCAUUCCGCUCCGGACACGCCCAAGACGCAUUGAGUCAAGGGUCGAAAGGACCGAGAGGUAAACAAACCGAAGAAAGGGAGGAGCAAAACCUGUCCCUCGAGUUACGAGCCGCCGGCCACGAACUACCACGCAGAGGCGUCCUGAAACACGCAACGAUUACGGCUCUUUGACGUCAGCAAAUCGAAAAGACCACCGACACUGUGACCAAACGUUGAACAGGGCGGCGGUUUUCUCCAUCUCCUUUGCCCAUUGGAUUUGGCCAUUCGGAAGCCAACCAUCAUUCAUCCAUCCAUCCAUCCCACACGCAAGCGCGACGUUGUAUCCGGCCAUUCACUAAACAGCGGCAACGUCAAACAAAUACCCUUUUUCCUCGUUCACAAUUUCGAAACGGCCCCCAGAAAGCUGCUAGGGCAUCAGCACGGGAUACCCAUUUCGUGCCACUAGAAUACCCAUACCUCUGAUACGCUGCAUCGCAACCUACUACCGGUGAGAAGCAGACAUAAGUAAAAGUCGACGGCAUUGCAACAAUUGUAGCGUCAAAAUCAACACAUUCAGCGCUCAACAGAGGCGGAAAGGAAAAGAAAAAAAGAGAGGACAGCAAACAGACGGCCAGUCUAACAACACGGGACGGACAAAAGACU
Molecule: messenger RNA, 1408 nt
Organism: Colletotrichum destructivum
Lineage: Eukaryota; Fungi; Ascomycota; Sordariomycetes; Glomerellales; Glomerellaceae
Exons: 4
Coding region: 57-449 (130 amino acids)
Source: RefSeq, a predicted model, not a curated record